AAUCCGCAAGAAGAGCGGCAUGCGUGGGCGCAGACGGUCGCGCGGAAUCCUGGAUUUUGGCGCCCAAAAUAGUCGGGCGGGCGGCGGAACGCGCGAGGGCGGCUCAGUGCGUGUCGCUCCGCCGUGUGAACAGCCCGCUAGGCCAGUGGCGUAUUUCUUUUCGACCGGACAGUAAAAACAAAAAGCCGCCACCAUGGACGCGAUCAAGAAGAAGAUGCAGGCGAUGAAGCUGGAGAAGGACAAUGCCAUGGAUAAGGCCGAUACCUGCGAACAGCAGGCCAGGGAUGCCAACCUCCGUGCUGAGAAGGUGAACGAGGAAGUACGCGAGCUCCAGAAGAAGCUCACCCAGGUCGAGGAAGACUUAGUCCUCAACAAGAACAAGCUGGAGCAGGCCAACAAAGACCUGGAGGAAAAGGAGAAGCAGCUGACGGCGACCGAGGCGGAGGUGGCAUCCCUCAACAGGAAGGUCCAGCAGAUUGAGGAAGACCUCGAGAAGUCAGAGGAGAGGUCCGGAACCGCGCAACAGAAACUCCUGGAGGCGCAGCAGUCCGCUGACGAGAACAACCGUAUGUGCAAAGUACUGGAGAACAGAGCACAACAGGACGAGGAGCGCAUGGACCAGCUCACCAACCAGCUGAAGGAAGCCCGUCUGCUUGCCGAAGACGCUGACGGCAAGUCUGAUGAGGUAUCACGCAAGCUGGCGUUCGUUGAAGACGAGCUGGAGGUAGCUGAGGACCGUGUCAAGUCCGGAGACGCCAAAAUCUCAGAACUUGAAGAAGAAUUGAAGGUUGUAGGUAAUUCCCUUAAAUCACUCGAAGUAUCCGAAGAGAAGGCCAACCAGAGAGUAGAGGAAUUCAAGAAGCAGCUCAAGACUAUCACAUCCAAACUAAAGGAGGCUGAAGCCCGCGCCGAGUACGCCGAAAAGACCGUCAAGAAACUCCAGAAGGAGGUUGACAGGCUCGAAGACGCAUUAUUCAACGAGAAGGAGAAGUACAAGGCGAUAUGCGAUGAUUUGGAUAGCACCUUCGCCGAGCUUACAGGAUACUAACCCACCCAUAGAUCUAGUUUAAAUCAAUACCGUCCAUCGAUAUCCAAGUUAUCCAAUCAUCGUCUAGGACCAGCCUGUAUAUACCAGCCAUACAUACGAUUAUUACGCAUCACAUUCUCGACUGAACCGUUUCAACUUUCAAAACCACCCUCAGCGUAAUAAUCCUAUGCUAUUCUUUCAAUUUUUAUUAAUUUCUAUCUUACUAACGUUAUGUAAGCCGUAUUCGAC
Molecule: messenger RNA, 1276 nt
Organism: Aricia agestis (brown argus)
Lineage: Eukaryota; Metazoa; Arthropoda; Insecta; Lepidoptera; Lycaenidae
Gene: Tm2
Product: tropomyosin-1
Exons: 7
Coding region: 194-1048 (284 amino acids)
Biological process (GO): muscle contraction; actin filament organization
Cellular component (GO): actin filament
Molecular function (GO): actin filament binding
Source: RefSeq, a predicted model, not a curated record